This is a messenger RNA of Prosopis cineraria, 2848 nucleotides long. RefSeq names its product protein MALE DISCOVERER 1-like. Gene Ontology annotation, molecular function: protein kinase activity; ATP binding; protein binding. The record is from RefSeq and is a predicted model, not a curated record. The coding region runs from base 575 to 2665 and encodes 696 amino acids. NCBI's taxonomy places the organism in Eukaryota, Viridiplantae, Streptophyta, Magnoliopsida, Fabales, Fabaceae. Gene Ontology annotation, biological process: protein phosphorylation. The transcript is spliced from 14 exons.
GUGAGAGAGAAACGAAAGGGGGUAAGAGAGAGACAGAAGCUCAGAAACCCAGAGAGAGAUUGCCCAGAUGAUGGUCUAAGAGAGGGUCCUCUCAGAUCAUCGUGAAAAAAGGCAGCAAUUUUAAAGAUUCUUUUUAUUUUUUGGUACCUCUUGCUGCCUUUUUGUUGACUCUCAAUCACCCCCAGCGUGCCGCAUUGCAUUAUCUUCUUCUGUUUGUUCAUCCUUGCCCUCCAUUGUUAACGUCCCAACACGCGGAGUCAUUUUCCUGCAUCUUUCUUUUGUCGCUUCUGCAUGCUCCAGCCAUAUUGCGGAGGGCCAUUGAAAGGAAGACUUUGAGCGGGUUAUGCCUUUGUUGAACAAGCUGUAGACGAAGAAAAUAAAUAUAAUCAUGAGGGACCCUGAUGUGAUCUCCGGAACCAGUUGUCUGCAUUUCUUUUGCUUUUUGUAAAAUAGUUUGUAGUUAGUGAAUUGUUUUGCUGGUUGCGAGGUACGGGUAGAUUGAAGGGUUAUUUGUGUAGGAAAAACCUCGCGAUUUUGUAUACUUUAACGUCUAGAAAGUUGGCUUCACGAAGCAAUGGGUUCUAGAUGUGGCUCAUAUGUAUUUUGGAGCAGAAUUUAUUCUGCUUUAAUUUGUCUGUGGGGUAUUCGUUCAUGUUGGUCCCUUAAUGACGAAGUAAUGGCUUUGUUAAAGUUUCGGGCGAGAAUAGAUUAUGAUCCUCGUGGAGCUUUGGCUAACUGGAAACCAGAUGAUCUUGAUCCUUGUGACUGGUUGGGUGUUCAAUGUGUUGACAAUACAGUGCAAAUGCUGAACUUAAGUGAGCUAUCUUUGGAAGGUACACUGGCUCCUGAGCUUGGGAAAUUAAGUAACUUGAAAUAUCUUGUAUUAUGCAAGAAUAAGUUUUCUGGCACCAUUCCUAAAGAAUUUGGAGAGCUAACUAAGCUGGAGUUGUUGGAUUUGAGGGACAAUUGCUUGACUGGAAGUGUUGCAGCGGAAAUUGGCAGGAUGCUGUUCCUAAAAGACUUGAACCUUUUUGGCAGCAACAUUGAAGUCAAUGUUCCUCAAGAUCUUGGGAAGCAUGAAUUACUAUCUAAACGACAAUUGAUUGAUAAUCAUACGUCUCAUGAGAUAGCUGAAAUUGGUUGCAUGAAUAGAAAAAUUGGACACUGUGUGCGGCAGAGCAAUUUCAAACUAUGGAACAUGAGACAAUCACUUGUCAUUCCAAUUAAAGGAGCAAUUACAAAAUGCCUCAAUUCCUUGGCGCUGCCAUUGUUCAAGCUACAGAACUACCAUAAUAACUACGAAGAUAACUGCUUUGACAAUCAGCCUAGUGAGUCAGCAAUUGCUCAAAAUCUACUUGACAAAUUUAAACGUCGUAAAUUACUUGAUCAGUCCAGUAACCUCGUAGCUGCCCCUUUUAGUGGUGGGUCUGCUAAACAGAUCAUUAGUCUCCCAUCCACACUGAGUAGCGGAGCUUUUCCGGCUACAUUAAAUACCAGUGGGAAUCAUAAUCAGUCACCCACACCAUUGCCUUCACCUGCUUCUUCUGGAAAUGAAAAAAACAGACAACCUUCAGCUGAAGAUAAUGCUUCUGGAGAUGCUUGGAAGUACAUAAUUAUUAUAUUAGGUGUGCUUUUGUUGGUCAUUGUUGCUGUUGCCGUAUUUUGCCUGUGGAAUAAGAGAGCAGUAAAAGCAAUUAGGCCAUGGAAGACAGGGUUAAGCGGACAGUUACAGAAAGCUUUUGUGACAGGAGUCCCGAAGCUAAAUCGAGCAGAGUUGGAGGUAGCCUGUGAGGAUUUCAGCAAUAUUGUUACAAGCUUGCCUCAUUGCACCGUAUACAAGGGAACUCUGUCCAGUGGAGUAGAGAUUGCAGUUGCAUCAGCUAUGAUCACUUCUGCACAAGACUGGUCGAAGAAUAUGGAGAUUGCCUACCGAAAAAUGAUUGACACCAUGUCUCGGGUAAAUCAUAAGAAUUUUAUUAAUCUUAUUGGCUACUGUGAGGAAGAAGAGCCAUUUACUCGGAUGAUGGUGACUGAGUAUGCUCCUAAUGGAUCCCUAUUUGAGCAUUUGCAUGUUGAGGGGCUUGAACACCUAGAUUGGAAUUCAAGAAUGAGGGUUAUUAUGGGCGUGGCUUAUUGUCUUCAGUACAUGCACCAUGACCUGAAUCCAUCAGUAGCUCAUAGCAACCUCGAUUCACAUUCAGUCUUGUUAACAGAUGAUUUUGCUGCGAAGAUUGCACAGGUCAUUUUUGCCUCGUCAUUGGAAGAUAAAUCAAUUUCAAAGAAUUCCGAAUUGACAUUCAAUGCUGAUCCCGAAACUGAUGUAUAUUGCUUUGGAAAAUUGUUAUUCGAAAUCAUUUCUGGGAAAUUGCCAGACUGUGAAGAACAAAAACAACUUGAGAAAUUGGCUGGUGAAUUUUCAAAUGGUAAGAGAAGCAUCAGUAAUAUGAUCGAUCCUUCCCUUGAAUCCUUCAGAGAGAAAGAACUUGAUGUGGUUUGUGAGGUGAUCCAUGAAUGCACCCAACCUAAUCCGAGUUCGCGACCCACAAUGAAGGACAUAACUUCCAAAUUAAGGAAUGUUAUUGGCAUGUCACCUGACCAAGCAGCCCCAAGACUUUCUCCACUCUGGUGGGCUGAACUAGAGAUCUUAUCAGAAGAGGCAACAUAACUUCUGUCUCAAUCAUUCACUGUAUAGUAAAUUCAAUUGAGCAGAGUCCAGCCCAUCUUCCAGUUAGUGGUCAUCAAUAUAUACGUGCGACCAAAAUCUUAUCGUCCUUGUUCGUUUACAAGUCCUUAUGGUUCAUAAAAUAGCUAUUCAUGUUGUAAUGAAGGUGUGUUACGAUGUUUUCAA